GUUGUAAGUGGAAUGUAACGUUAGUUCAAAACUCCCUUUAGAAAACUAGCGCUUUAAUAAUGCAUUGAUCUUUGUGUCGAGUAGAUGAAAAACUGCUGAUUAACGUUAAUGUUGCUGAUUCGGCACGCUAGUAAUGCAACACGUAACGUAAAGCCUAACGUUAACGUUAACUGUUUGGUGAUGGCUCCUCCGCUGCGGACGAUGGAGUCUGCGAACAGCUAUACGAGGAUGAAACAAGUUUAAACAGAAAGGAACAUUAAGGGAAACUUGUGGAACCUUUAUUCUCUAGAAACCUACAUGGAUGAGAAGUUUAUCACCAGAGCCUUUUCCACCAUGGGAGAGCAGGCAAUUAAUGUGCGAAUCAUACGCAACAAGAUGACAGGUGUGUUGUCACCCAGGGGGGCUCUGGGUUACUGUUUUGUGGAAAUGACAGACGAGGCCACAGCUGAGAGGUGUCUCCGUAAAAUCAAUGGAAAAGCCUUACCAGGAGCCAAUCCGCCCACAAGAUUUAAGUUAAACCGAGCCACCUUUGGGAAACAAGACAGCGGUCAGAUGUAUUCUCUGUUUGUGGGAGAUCUAACUCCAGAGGUGGAUGAUGGGAUGCUUUAUGAGUUCUUCUACAACCGCUACCCUUCCUGUCGCGGUGGAAAAGUGGUGCUGGACAGCAUGGGCAACUCCAAGGGCUGUGGCUUUGUUCAGUUCCCAGACGAGCGGCUGCAGAAGCGGGCCUUAGAGGAGUGUCAGGGUGCUGUGGGACUGGGUGCUAAACCUCUGAGAUUGAGCCUGGCUGCUAACAAUUUAAGGAACCGGCAGCAGCAGCAGUCAGAGCACAGAUCAUCAUGGCAGUCCAGCACAGGAUACAAACACAACCAUGACCAGUACAACCAGUACCAGCAGCAUGCCUAUCCUGGGUAUUACUCCUCCUGGGGCUACGAUCAGACUGGAGGAGAGUAUGGCUACAACUAUCAGCAGUAUGAUUACACACAGUAUCCCCCACCUCAGGAAAGUGAAGCUGUUGAGGAGGAUGGACUUGAAGAUCCCAGUCCGACGCUUGAUGUGGUGGAGGCCAACAGGAAGUUCAUGGAACUCAGUGAGGAACUGUAUGAUGCUCUGAUCGAGUGUCACUGGCAGCAAUCAGAGAUCUCCACAGAGCAGGACCAUGCGACAUCCAGCUUACCAGAGCCCAUUUACUGCUGAAACGGAACACAUUUUCUUCUCAGUAUGGAUUAUUUUUGUAUGGACAAAUGAAAUUAGUCAUGGUAAUGGAUCUUAUUCAAGUAUACAAAGCCAUUGAAAUGUUCUGUGAAUACAGACAAUUCUGAAUUUGAAACAAAA
Molecule: messenger RNA, 1335 nt
Organism: Micropterus dolomieu (smallmouth bass)
Lineage: Eukaryota; Metazoa; Chordata; Actinopteri; Centrarchiformes; Centrarchidae
Product: tRNA selenocysteine 1-associated protein 1-like
Exons: 9
Coding region: 298-1197 (299 amino acids)
Biological process (GO): selenocysteine incorporation
Cellular component (GO): nucleus
Molecular function (GO): tRNA binding
Source: RefSeq, a predicted model, not a curated record